Molecule: messenger RNA, 5276 nt
Organism: Plutella xylostella (diamondback moth)
Lineage: Eukaryota; Metazoa; Arthropoda; Insecta; Lepidoptera; Plutellidae
Gene: DCX-EMAP
Product: Doublecortin-domain-containing echinoderm-microtubule-associated protein
Biological process (GO): intracellular signal transduction; microtubule cytoskeleton organization
Cellular component (GO): mitotic spindle
Molecular function (GO): microtubule binding
Source: RefSeq, a predicted model, not a curated record
UGCCGGUAUCAGUAGGUCCAGUGUUGUUUUCAUGUAGUGAAUAUUAAAAAUACGUGGUCUACAACCAAUUUCCUUUUGAAAUUAAGGGCAAAAAUUAACAACAUGAAGUGAAUUUGCAUACCCACUUACUAAGGAAAAAUUACCAUCGCUUUUACAACUCCAUAAUUCCAUACGAAGAAAUCAUUUUAUUUCUUUUCCUACAAAUGAACAUUUUGCAGAACUAGUUUUCCUAUUCAAGACUUAAUACAUGAAGGCAAAAAUAUCGAUUUCAAACUGAAUGUUACCUUAUAAAAGUUGAUGGUAUUUGCAUAUUAUUACGAGGAAAUUGCUGCAAAGGGUUUCUUACGUAGUUUUUACUCAUGAUUCAUUUCACAAUAAGUCGAUGGCGUGAGGCCGCCGUCGCCUGCCGCCGCCGCCGUGACCACCUCCAAUCACCCUCGAGUUACAUACAAGUCUUUCAUUAAUUAAAGUCACUUCCAACGCAGCAAACGUUUCAAUUUGUUUGCGAACAAGUCAGCAAUUACUUGCGAACGGCUGACACCCCCGCGUCACAUAUCAAUCAACACGUGGGCAUGAAUCGCGCCGCAUGAAUGGCGAUGCGCGUAUAGACACGCGCUGUCCUCGCAUUAGGUGAUUGGAGAGCGGUCACGUGCGGGCGGCGGCGGCAGUGUGCUCGCGGCGCGCGGCAUGUCACGUCGAGCGCCGCGCCGCGCUCAGCCGCCCGCCCGCCGGCAGGUGGCGCCCGAGCCCGCGCCCGCCGAGCCGCCGCCGCCCACGGCCGAGCCCGAGCCGCAGCCGCCCAGCGACGACGAGCGCGAGCCGGGUGACUGGCGGCCCUCGCGCCCCGCCUCGCCCCCGCAGCGCCCCGACGAUGCGUCCGAGGGCUCGGAGGCCACGGCGCGGCCGCCGCGCGCCGAGCCCGCCAGCCGCUACGCCAACCUCAACUACUGGAAGGCGCGGCGCGUCAUGUUCUACCGCAACGGGGACGCGUUCCACCCGGGCGUGGAGUUCCGCUUCAAGCCGGGCCGCGACCUGGCGUCGCUGGACGCGCUGCUGGACCGCCUGUCGGAGCGCCUGGAGCUGCCGCGCGGCGCGCGCUUCGUGUUCGGCAUGGACGGCGACCGCAAGUACCGCCUGGACGAGCUGGAGGACGGCGCCUCCUACGUCGUCUCCUCCUACAAAACUUUCAAGGCGGCGAGUUACGGCAAGAAGAACGGCAUGUGGUACGGUGGCGGCGGCGGGGGCGCGCCGGCCGGGGGCGGCUGGAGCCGGGGCGGCACGCGCAAGCAGAGCGUGGCGGAGAGCGACGCGCCCCCACCCGGGGGCGGCAAGCCCACGUCGGGCCGAGUCAUACGCAUCAUCAACAAUAUGGACCAUUCUAUACAGUGUCGAGUAUUACUAAACUUACGCACAACACAACCUUUUGAGGAGGUUCUAGAAGAUUUAGGACAAGUUUUGAAAAUGAGCGGAGCCAAGAGAAUGUACACCAUCACAGGACAAGAAGUGCGUAGUUUCUCCCAAUUACGCAAUGAGUUCGCCGACGUGGAGACGUUCUACCUGGGCACCGUGAUGGUGGCGCCCGCGCUCAGCCCCGGCGUCAGCGCGCCCCUGCCCGUCGAGUCGCCGAUGAGACGUUCUCGCUCCCGGGCCAACGUAGCCGCCCCACCAGUGGUGACGGAGGACCUGCGCGGGCGCCGCGCCCGGAGCAAAAGUCGACCGCGAGUAUUGUACGCGCCUGAAGGGGAAAUCGUACGGAACUCAGACUACACUCUGCUGGAGGUUCUGAAGGAGGAGCCGGUGCGCAUCACGAUCCGCGGGCUGCGGCGCACGUUCUACCCGCCGAUACACCACGCGCCGAUUGAUAACCUGCCGCCGGAGAAAAAACUGCAGCUGGAUUGGGUCUACGGCUACCGCGGCGCAGACACCCGCAAGAACCUGUGGGUGCUGCCCACCGGGGAGCUGCUGUACUACGUGGCCGCCGUCGCCAUCAUGUACGACCGCGACGAGGACUCGCAGCGACACUAUAUAGGACAUACUGAGGACAUACAGUGCAUGGAGCUCCACCCGUCCCGCGAGCUGGUAGCCAGCGGGCAGCGCGCGGGGCGCGGGCGCCGGGCCCAGGCCCACGUCAGGAUCUGGAGCACCGACACAUUGCAGACUCUACAUGUCUUCGGCAUGGCAGAGUUUGAGGCGGGAGUGGCUGCUGUCGCGUUCUCGCAGCUGAACGGAGGCAGCUACGUGCUGGCGGUGGACGCGGGGCGCGAGAGCAUCCUGUCCGUGUGGCAGUGGCAGUGGGGACACCUGCUCGGGAAAGUCGCCACCCUGCAAGAGGAGCUGACGGGCGCGGCGUUCCACCCGCUGGACGACAACCUGCUCAUCACGCACGGGAAGGGCCACCUCGCCUUCUGGAACCGGCGCAAGGACGGCUUCUUCGAACGCACGGAUAUUAUUAAACCGCCAUCACGCACGCACGUAACUGCUCUACAAUUCGAGCAAGACGGAGACGUGGUGACGGCGGACAGCGACGGGUUCAUCACAAUAUACAGUGUGGACAGCGACGGCGCUUACUUCGUACGAAUGGAGUUCGAGGCACACAUAAAAGGCAUAAGUUCCUUAGUCAUGUUAUCUGAAGGGACUUUAUUGUCUGGAGGAGAAAAGGAUAGAAAAAUUGCCGCAUGGGACUCAUUGCAGAAUUAUAAACGUAUAACGGAAACAAAGCUACCAGAAUCUGCCGGUGGUGUCCGUAGCCUAUAUCCUCAGAGGCCAGGAAGAAACGACGGAAAUGUUUACGUUGGAACUACUCGGAAUAACAUUAUGGAAGGAUCUCUUCAAAGAAGAUUUAAUCAGGUGGUAUUUGGACAUCACAAACAACUUAUGGGCUUGGCAGUCCAUCCCGAUGAUGAAAUGUUCGCUACCGCUGGUCAUGACAAAAAUAUAGCCUUAUGGCGUGGUCAUAAGAUGGUUUUCGCCACUCAGGUUGGCUACGAAUGUGUAUCUCUAGCGUGGCACCCAGUAGGGGGCGCUCUGGCUGCCGGCAGCACGGAGGGUCACCUAGUUGUGCUGAACGCUGAUGCAGGAGCCCAUGUGGCCACACUUCGAGUGUGCGGCUCACCGCUCAAUUGUUUGAGUUACAAUUCGGCUGGAGACAUUUUAGCGAUUGGGUCGCAAAAUGGAAGCAUUUACCUGUUCCGAGUAUCACGCGACGGCUUCUCCUACAAGAAAUCUAACAAAAUUCGGGGUGCUCAGCCACUAGUUCAACUGGAUUGGAGUCUUGAUGGAUGUUAUCUGCAAACAGUGACUGCAGACUAUGAUCUUGCUUUCUGGGAUAUCAAGGCAUUAUCACCAGAAAAGAGUCCCAUAGCUAUGAAAGACGUUAAAUGGUCUACAUUCAACUCAACAGUAGGAUUCCUUGUGUCUGGCAUGUGGAACAACAGAUUCUACCCCAUGACGUCACUGAUUUCUACUGCAAGUCGAUCCGCAGCCCAGGACCUCCUCAUCAGUGGUGACUCCGAUGGUUACUUGCGACUAUUCAGAUACCCUUGCGCGAGUCCAAAAGCAGAAUACAAUGAGAUGAAGGUGUAUUCCGGGGCCUUAUCCAGCGCACGUUUCCUGUUUAACGACCGGUGCGUGGUGACCGCUGGAGGCAUGGACGCCGCCCUCAUGCUGUGGGAGCUGGUGGAUGAUUAGCAAUCAGCCGCGCCGGGGCUGGAGCCGCCCGCCGUCGUGGUCGCGCCCCCCACGCCAUCCCCACCCCCUGCGCACUUCCUAAACACUUUCAGAGUCCUAGACUUCGAUGAGCUUGAUUGAAAUCAGUCUAACGACUCACUCGGCAAUAUUUCCAUGGCGUAUUUCACGCUCAUUUGACUCUUUGAUAGAGCCUGUUUUGAGCCAAAGGUUAAAGGUCUAGCUGUUAAGCUAAGAAAGAUGGUGAUUGUAUGUUUAUUACUGAAGGAAUUUGAAUUUCAUUGUAGCUAGUAAAACAACCUAGGCUUAGGUACAAUUAUGGUGAUUGAACAUUGAAUCUUUGGUAGGUCAUAUUUUAUUGCUUUAGAAAUUGGCGAUCGUUAUAUAUGAAGGUAUAAUUAAUUACUAUGUCAUUCACUGCCGUUCAUAACUUAAAUAAAUUUUGUUAUAAGGUAAUAAACGAUACCUUUAUUAGGUCAUCACCUAGUUACUGUCCAAUGCUAAAUAUAAUUAUGCUUCCCCAAAGGAGCGCCACAACACUCUGUCUCUGUCCAUUCCUUCCUCAUCCAGCCAUUACACCGGCUGCCUGUAUGGCAUUAUGUGAAAUUGACAUAUAUUUAAAUUAAUCACGGAACUUAUAAAUAAAGAACUUAAAGAUAAUUAUUGUAGAAAGGAAACACCAUGAUUAAAUAACUACUUAACUGUAUAAGUACUUACGUACUAAACAUGCGUGAGAGAUAUAAUAAAACCGACACGAUGAAGAUUUAAAAAAAUAUAUUUUAUCACUUUAUUGAUGCACAGUAAUAUGCAAACCUUUAGCAACACACAAAUAAAUGCAAUAAGUUAAGUGUACCUAUGUCACCUAUGUCAUGAAUUGUAUAAGAAAUGUUACAAGAUUAUAUCCCCUACUUUUUAUUAAUUUUAAUACCGGCGCUACUAUGUUUUUAUAUAUUUAUUAUGGAUAUUGAGUUAUUAUGAAUGUGAUGUGUAUGUUUAUUGAAACCUAUACUAGUAACUUAAAUUCAAUGUUUAUUAAUUUAUCAGGUAGGUAUAAAAAUGUGGCAGGCCACUUAGGUACCUUUUAAUAUUUUAAAAUCAUAUCAUUAUAUACCUACUGAUUGUACUCAUAGUAUUUAUGAGUACCUAUAUGGGCUGGCAUAAAAGAAAACAUUUAAGUAUUGAAUUUUAAAAUUAAUUAAGUAACCAAUUAUACAACACUUUUGCAAUACUUGGAGACGUGCAUGAUAAUGAUAUUUUUUAUGUUUCCCGUUAUUGGAAAAUAAUAGAAAAUAAAUAUAUGAAAAUGAGUCUAGAUCUUAGACCUAAUUAUCCUCCGAGGAGGAUUGCUAUUGUUAGUACCUUGGUACCUACUUUAUUAAUUUUUUUGGGAGGACAAGUCCAUUAGUAAAAAAAGUUUAUCCUUAAUAAAAUCUUCUGCAUUUGCACAUUAUUAGAAUUAAAAUUUAAGUAAAAAUAGGACCCAAAUUUUGUAGCUACUGUUUAAGUUUAUAAAAAUAAAGAUAAAGUUUUUACUUGUUCCAGUAGAAAAGUCUUCUAUUUAUAAAUUACAUGAAUAAAUGAUACCGAAAUUA